This is a messenger RNA of Paramecium pentaurelia, 1149 nucleotides long. NCBI's taxonomy places the organism in Eukaryota, Ciliophora, Oligohymenophorea, Peniculida, Parameciidae. The record is from the annotation of a GenBank genome assembly.
AUGAAUGAUGAAACUUUAUAACCAAUAUAAAUUAAAAAUUGGACAUAAGGCUUUCAAUCUCAAUUAAGAUCUUCGGCUAAAAGAACACUCAGUAGAUUGAAAUCAAUUGAAACAAAUACAAUAUCAUAAGACCCUUCUUCUGAAUAACCUUAUAAAUUUAAAACAAAUCCAAAACCAAUCAAAUUAUUUGAUAGAGGUGUUAUCAGUUAAUAUGGCAGUAGAAGAAUAUCAUUUAAACAAAAAUAAUCAACUUAAAUUACCUUUUAAUAGUAAUUAUGCAAAGCACCAUUAUAUAUGCAAUUGAUUCCAUUUUUUAAAGUCUCUGCAUCAAGUUGGGCAAUAUUCAAUGGUUAAAAUGGAGAAUAUAUCACUGGAUUCAAUUAGAAUAAAUGCAGAUAAAUAGCUUCAAUAACCAAAAUUGUUACAUGUAUUGUAAGUUUAAGGUUAGCAAAAGAAUUAAAUUUGAACAUAGAUAGAAAACGCUUUUUUGUUCCAGAUUAAGUUAAUUAAUUAAACUAAAUAGGCAUAAAAAAUUUCUGGAACUACUGCAGGGUUAUUGAAAGGAGACUCUAUCUUUUUAAGAGACCUCCUUUAUGGAUUGAUGCUACCAUCAGGUAAUGAUGCUGCUGUAACACUCUCAUACAAUUUUUAACUAUACUCUUUAGAAAAUGAUCACUUCUUAAAAGAAAUGAAUCGAUUUGUGAGCUCUUUAGGAUUAUCAAAUACUUAAUUUAGUAAUGUUCAUGGUAAGGAACAAUUUAUAUUCAAAUAGGACUUUGUAAUGAAAACAAUUUCUCCACUGCAUAUGAUGUGGGUAAAUUUACAUAUGAGAGUUUAUAAAAUGAAUAAUUCUAAAAAAUUGUAAGAACUUAAUCUUAUUAUUGUGAAACUCCAAAUUAGUUGCAAUACAACUCCAGAGAGUUAUAUUGGGAGAAUACAAACAAAUUAUUACAAUAAGGAUUCAAAGGUGUAAAAACAGGUAUCACUAAGGAAGCAGGACCAUCAGUUGUUGAAUAUUUUUAGGAUUAAACUAGUUCUUAUAUAAUAGUUCUUUUAAAUUGUAGUUCAAGCGAAAGUAGAUGGACAGAUGCAUAAAAGCUUUUACAGUGGAUUUAGAAAUAGGAUACUUUGAUUAAAUAAUUUUUAUGA